AUGUUCUACCUCGGCCACAUCUUCUACGUCGCCCUCCUCUUCACAAACGCCAUUGCAAUCCUCAGCGAGGACCGUUUCCUCGCACGAAUCGGCUGGUCCUCGCGCGGAACCCCCGCUACCAACUCUGGGUUCGGAAAUGACCCCUCUUACGACGCGGCGUACGGCGGAGGCGAGGGCGUUAGCAUGAAGACCAAGGCCAUCAACCUCAUUGGCGCCGUCCGCACACUUAUGCGACUGCCCCUCAUCGUCGCAAACGUCGUUGUGAUAUUCUAUGAGAUUCUGCUGGGAUGA
This is a messenger RNA of Apiotrichum porosum, 291 nucleotides long. RefSeq lists its product as uncharacterized. The transcript has 4 exons. Gene Ontology annotation, biological process: endoplasmic reticulum to Golgi vesicle-mediated transport. Gene Ontology annotation, cellular component: COPII-coated ER to Golgi transport vesicle; Golgi membrane; endoplasmic reticulum membrane. Bases 1 to 291 code for a protein of 96 amino acids. The record is from RefSeq and is a predicted model, not a curated record. NCBI's taxonomy places the organism in Eukaryota, Fungi, Basidiomycota, Tremellomycetes, Trichosporonales, Trichosporonaceae.